This is a messenger RNA of Mesorhabditis belari, 1380 nucleotides long. The record is from the annotation of a GenBank genome assembly. NCBI's taxonomy places the organism in Eukaryota, Metazoa, Nematoda, Chromadorea, Rhabditida, Rhabditidae.
AUGUUUGACAACACGCUAAUCGAUGGCGAGAAUCAUUUUCGUCUUCUCAUCAUCAUUUCGAUGAAUCGCACCUAUGAGCAUGAGCUUUUUGACAAAGGCGCUGUUUUCAGGACGGAUAACGGGGCUGAGUACGAGAUCGUGCGCGUUUUGGCCCAUGGGCGCUUUGGUGAUGUCUAUCAGGUGAAGCCAAAUCACACUGGCACCACUGCAAUUCGCACAGAAGACCCGCGAACUCCCGCCGAUUCGGCUCAACUGGCGACUCUCGAAACCCUCUUUAAAGCGGUGAAAGAAGUAGAAGAACAUUGGAGAGAGCAUUUACCGAUUCUCCUUGGCAAAGGCGUCGAUCCACAACCGUUUCUCCUCGUCGAGGCUUUCGAAUCGCAUCUGGAUGUGGUGAUCUCGGAAAUGAUGAACGAAAAAGCCACCAUUGAUCAACUUAGAAAAACGACUUGCUACGUGGCCUUGCAAACUCUUCGCGCCAUUCAAGAGCUUCAUCGACUCAACUAUGUGCACAGAGACGUUCGCUUGUCAGCCUUCCGUGUGCGUCGAGAUGCUGCCUGGAAAAUCGUGCUCACCUCGUUCUCCUAUGUGAAGCUGAAAGCGCGUGGAGUGAACGGAAAGAUCCAGCUGUGUAAGAUCGCCCCUCGUCUCCGCACUUCGGCCCGAUCAACGAAACUCUGGAGUAUCGGCAUGGAAGAGGCCAGAGAUGUGUACACGCGAAACGAUGAUCUUGAAUCGUGGGCUUACAUGACGGGCGAUAUGUGGGGUGUGUCGGUGUCCGGUCUUCCUUGGGAACGAUUGAGCAAGAAAGAGGCGGUCCUUCAGAUGAAAAAGGAUCUCAUCUCGCUCGAUGACAGCGGUGAUUAUGUUGAGAAUCAAACGGUGAAAGAUUUUAACGACGUAAUGCCCCCGCAUCUCCUGCACAUCAUUCGAUAUCUUUCGAUCAUUGAAGGAUCCCUUGAUUACGAGUACCUGGUGCGUAUUUGGAUGGAUCGAGUGCCUGAGUCGGCUUCACUGGGCGAGUUCCCCGAGAAACCCGAUUGGGUGCAUGUGCAACUGCGUCCCGAGCCAAUCAUCCGGCCUAGUGCGGGUGAGAAAGAAAAAGAACGCCGCCGCCGCCAACGUCGCACAGAAGUCACCGAGGGAGAUUCGAUUCGCAAGAUUCGUCUCCGAUUGAUGAAGACGCAAGAAGAUAUCUCGGCUCAGGAGGAACCACCCCAUUUACCGGCUCGAGCACGCUUCAUGAGUCGCGAGGUGACCGUUGGAGAUCAGAUCCGCGACAGGAAACGAGAGACAAGUCGAGAGACGGAUCGUACAAAAAAGCAAGGUGCGACGACUCGGCUGAGUGUGAAACUCGACAGAACGAUGGCCACCCAAGAC